AUGAAGGAAGAUGAUCUGGACGAUGAGGUGCCGGAGGAUGAUGACCCCCACUGCCCCACGAUACCCUUCACGUCAAUGGAGAAGCAACGCUAUCCUCGCAAAUGGCAUUCAUCGCUUAUUGUUAAAAGUCUUGGGACAGACGUUUCCAUUCCCUGUGAUCGCCCGUCGACUGGAAACGUUGUGGGAAAAGGAUGGCUCCCUCCAGAUUUCCAGUCUCUCCUAUGGUUACUACGUGGUAAGAUUCACCCAUCAGAUGGAUUUCGAACAGGCAAGGCUGGGAGGACCAUGGUUGAUUGGUGA
Linum trigynum is the source of this 300-nucleotide messenger RNA. The record is from the annotation of a GenBank genome assembly. Lineage: Eukaryota; Viridiplantae; Streptophyta; Magnoliopsida; Malpighiales; Linaceae.